AUGUGGUUUUCAAUUCCAUUGGCCGUGGUCAUUCUAUUCUCGGUCGCUAUUUUGCACCGCCUGUUCUUACAUCCUCUUAGCCGCGUCCCGGGACCCUUCCUAGCUCGCUUCAGCUCCUUGUAUUUACAUGUCAUUUGCUAUCUCGGGAUAGAGGCAAGGGUCCUCCGACAUUAUCACAACAAAUACAAGACGAAAGUGCUUCGAGUCGCGCCAAAUUCCGUCUCUGUCUCUGAUAGCGAUGCGAUCGGCGAUAUCUACAUCAAAGGGGGCGGAUUUCCCAAAGACGACAGAUACAAGAAUUUCAAUCUCGGACCCAUCGUAUCUAUCUUCUCGUCACUCGACAGGGAAUAUCGCGAUGUCCGCGCCAAAGCAGUUGCACCUCUCUUCUCUCCAGCGCAGCUGCGGGCUGAAAGCGGGCCUGAAGGCGUCAUUGGUGGUUGCGUAGCUGAGUUCGUGGAUCAGCUUCGAAAGUCUAAGGAGGCCGGAAUUGGGGCGGACCUGAUUGAUAUGUGCGCGAGACUCUCCAUCGACGUUGUCACGGGCUACCUUCUCGGCCAGCGGUACGGAGGUCUGCAAGAAAAUGCGCAUUUACCUCCACAAGAGCGCCAGUCUCACAAACUCAGCGCGAAUCACUUCAUCUUUUCUAUAGUGGCAUUCUCACGUUUUUCGUUAUUACCCCACCGCAUCUUCCAAUUCUUGUACGCAGUCUCCCAACGUCUGAGCACCAACGAUGAAGUCACCGACUCCUUUAUCAAGCUCGACCAAUUUACCAACCGCGUUCUAGAGAGCACAGCGACAGGGGAGAAACUUUCGGAGAAGCCAAAUGGAGGCCUCUACCAUGAACGACUUAUUUCGCAGGCGGGGAUCUCCCGGAUGGAAGCCGCAGCACAGUCUCAGGCUGUGGUAUUCGCUGGCGCUGAUUCAACUGCAGUCAUGUUAGCCACGAUAUUGUUUCACUUGGUGCAGAAUGGUGCGGCGCGCAGCCGGCUGCUAUGUGAGGUGCGCUCAGACAAGCCGCAAGACAUGCGAUUUCUACGUGCCGUCGUCAAGGAAGGCCUACGUCUCGGUAUGGCUAAUCCGACGAGGAUGACUCGUAUCGUGCCUGCUUCAGGGCUUCGCGUUGGCGACGUGUUGCUUCCGCCUGGCACUAUCGUAGGUUGCGCUGCAUACAAUCUACACCACGAUCCAGAUGUUUUUCCCGAACCUUUCGCUUUUCGCCCCGAAAGGUGGCUGGAUGACGGUACAGACCGCGGUCUGCGGCGACCUGGGAUGGAGAAGAGCAUGAUUCCCUUCGGUGUUGGCUCACGAGCUUGCAUCGGUAAGAAUCUUGCUCAACAACAGCUACAUGAUGCCGUUCUGGCCGUCGUGGACAGCGAAGUGCUAGAAGGCGCUCGGACGUGUCAGGAGCGCAUUGAGAUAAUCGAGUGGUUCAAUGCUGACAUCAAGGGUCAUCGUCUCAACAUAAAAUGGUCAUAG
Annulohypoxylon truncatum is the source of this 1476-nucleotide messenger RNA. RefSeq names its product cytochrome P450. Gene Ontology annotation, molecular function: heme binding; iron ion binding; monooxygenase activity. The record is from RefSeq and is a predicted model, not a curated record. Lineage: Eukaryota; Fungi; Ascomycota; Sordariomycetes; Xylariales; Hypoxylaceae. Bases 1 to 1476 code for a protein of 491 amino acids. The transcript has a single exon.